This is a messenger RNA of Aedes aegypti (yellow fever mosquito), 10742 nucleotides long. RefSeq lists its product as uncharacterized. Gene Ontology annotation, biological process: signal transduction. NCBI's taxonomy places the organism in Eukaryota, Metazoa, Arthropoda, Insecta, Diptera, Culicidae. The transcript is spliced from 18 exons. Gene Ontology annotation, molecular function: protein binding. The record is from RefSeq and is a predicted model, not a curated record. Bases 2285 to 9349 code for a protein of 2354 amino acids.
GCUGUCAGUCAGUCAGUUUCCGACCAACCAACCAGGCAGCAGCUUGUACUGGUACGGGAAUCGCCGCGCGUUCGAGAACAAACUUCCCCACGAUCGACGACGACAGACAACGACCCCCGAAAGAAACAACGGACAAAAAGAAGACUGUGUAAAACUUUGCCUAGCUGGAAACGAAGUGCGAAACAAUCAUAAUUUUCGGUGUGAUUCGUGAGUGCGCGAUUUCGAAUUCGAGAACAACGAAAUUGCAGUGAAGUGGCGUUGGGAUUUGUUAGGAAUCGGGAAACCAAAAAGUGCGUGAAAUUAUUCGGUUUAGUUCAGCAGGCGUUCUUCGCGACCAAAAAAACGACCGACGAAAAGUGCGAACGAAAGAAAGGAGACGGGAUUGCGUUGGUGUGAGUGUUGCACAUAGAAGAUGAAUGCGUCGUCCCGUCCCGAUGGAUACCGAUCUGAAGAAGUCGUGGAUUCUUUGGAUUAUGAAUAAUCUAUGGUUUCGUGUGUGAAGAAGAGCCGGGAUUAUCGCUAAAGUGUAUUACCGACGUGGGUGGAGUUGCGUUAUUUUUACGGUUAUAUUCAAACGAAACGACAUUAUUUUUUUUUGUUUUCGGGUGCAUGUGCCUCCUGAAGAACUCGACGAUGGGAAAGUGUGUAAAAUUACGGAAAAAUCCAAAAUAGAAGUACAGAUACGGAUGAUGUGAUCACCGAGACGACGACGAAGAAAAUCUUCCAUCGAGACGCGAGAGACAACGGGGCGCAAAACCGUGUUGAAAGUGUGAGUGUUUGUGUUGGCCGCCCCGCGUGAACGACAGUGGCCAUCAGAAGGAAGAAUCCCAGUAAAAGGCCACUGCUUCUUGUGUUUCACCGUCUUCAUCAACAGUAGCAGCAGUAGCAGCACGGCCAGUGAAAUUUUCAUUUUCCGUAAAACCGCCAGUUUCCACACUUAUAGUUUUUGGUUGGCGCGGGCGCGAGUAGUGGCUAUUUUUGGUUCCAAGGAAAAUUUCCGUGUUUCGUGUGCGAAAUUUGCGCCCGUUUUUCCAUCGUUCAAGGUGAACGGCAAGAAGGAAGGAAGUUAGGUGGAAGUGCUCUGUGCAAAACUGUCCGCGUUUAGUGCUCGCUCUGCGGAGAAGAAUACGUUGCUAGAUUUUGCCGAGUGUUGUGUGUGAUCAAAACAUAAAAACAAAGAAGAAAACGACGACGACAACGACGGUGAUCUUCGUUUUGGUUGCGGCAUACAAGUAGACACUACUACCAGCGAAGGAAGCUCAGCCAGUCAGUCAGCGCAGCUCAGCCUCAACAACAUUGGGAAAGGUGUGCUUCUUGCUUUGGGCUGUUGUAGCGAAGACCAGAGCUGAGAAAGCCUCUGAAGAUAUACAGAAAAAAAGCGAAACGCGUUCGUUCAAAAGUUCGAUCUUCCCCAGCUCAGGACGGUGGCCCAAGAAGAGCCCCACUGGCUGCUAGAAUAGUUUCGUUGAAGCUAGCAGGAAAAGCGGGGAAAAGACAGCGAGGCGCGAGGGUGACUGGGAGCCGGUUGGAAGAAAGAGCCAGUCAGGAAAUAACAAUUUAAUUGUUCUCAACUCGAUUCCGAACGCAAUUGGGAUUGGGUUGAUGGGUCUACUACAGCUGUGAGUGGGUCUUCUCUACACACGCCAAAGGCCCAGCAACGAAGGGGAGAGGCGAACGUCGAUUGGAAUUUCUGUUUGUGGACUGUCCGGCUCGAAUCGAUUUUUGUGUGGUGCGUUGCCGAUUGCUGGUUCAGGAACGAUAACGAUUCAAGGUUUGGCUGACACAUCUUGUUACAACUUGGACGAACACCGACAAGAAGGAGGAAGCAAUCGUUCCAUAUUUGGAAGAAACAAUAAGAGAAUCGCAGCAACCUUGCCAACGACAACAACGACGAGAUAAGACGUCGACGCACAGCGAGAGAGAGAGAACGAGGAGGCCUACUUGGAUCAGGGUUCGGAGCCUUCGAACACCCUCACAUAACGAGACUUACGAGAUUACGUGGACGCGUGGCCUAGAGCGCGCAAUAUGACAGUUCGACGGCUCGGACGGGUGCCCUUGCCUUUGGGAAUGGCUCGGUGAUGAAUCACAGCCCCCAACUGGACUCGAAUCGCAGCAAUCGCGCCGAGCCCUUCACCGUAAAGGCGUCGUAAAAUGUAGCCGCCGGCUUCGGGGUUAAUCCCACAGUGUGCCUGUUACGUUUUAUUACGUAAUUGCCCGUGGCCUCUCCGGAUCAACGUAAUCUCGCCCUUCAUAGCCUCCCGGAAGUAACGUUGUGUCGUCCAUCAUGGCCGAAAUGGAUCCUCCGAGUGGCGGCGCAGGCCAUCAUCCUCCGAUGCCUUCGGUUAGGACCUCCUCGCUGCCGAUGGCUGCUGCUCCGAUGCCCCAACCGAGGAGCAUAACGGCUCAGGCAGUAGUUCACCAAGCCCCAUCGCAGCAACCUCAGAUUCAACAGUCGCAGCCGCAACAGCAACAGCAUCUUCAGCCUCAAGUGAUCGUAGCAACCGGAGGCGGCGGCGGCGCCGUCGUCGUUCCCCAGCAACCAUCCAGCAACAAUCAGAUCUACAAUCCCUCGCCUAACCCGACGGCGGCGGCGGUAGCAACCGCUAAUCUCCCUGGCAACGCCGUUCCCAUUGGUGGCAACACCGGCCUACUGAGCGGCCCGCGGAUUGUCGUUCUCCAUCGGCACAAUGGCGACUUUGGUUUCACGCUGCGACACUUUAUCGUGUAUCCACCGCCGGAAGCAACUACGGACCCCAACACCGACCGUCUAGCGGCGGCUGCCGGAAUGCCCAACUUUGCCCAACCGAUGGAUACCGUGUUUGUGAAGAAGGUGCACCCGAACUCGCCGGCCUUUUUGGCCGGGCUGCAGGAGGGCGAUCGGUUGCUGGCCGUGAACGGGCUGUCGGUGGCCAGUUUGCCGUAUGCCCAGGUGGUGGCCACCAUUCAGCAGACGCCGAAGACGCUGACGCUGCAGGUGGUGCCGAAGAACUACGAUCUGCUGCAGACGUACUUCAGCGAAACGGCCUACAACCCGGAAACGAAUCAACGACCCCAACCGCAGCAGCUGUUCAUUCCAAAGGCGUCCUCGACGCCCAACUCGCGGUCCAGCAUUGCAAGUGGCGGAGGCGGCAGUGUUGGGGUCGGAGUCAAGCGCGUCCUAACCGACCAGGAAAAGCAAGAAUCGCUCUACAGCACGCUGCAGGAAAUUGUCGAGAAUGCCGCCGCGAACAAGGCGAUCUACGCCGAGGUUCCCAAGAUCCGAUCGCCUCCGAUGGCGGCCGAAGCGCCUCAAUCCUUGCAGCAGCAGCAGCAGCAAAGAUCGACCGUGGCCAAGCCGCUCGUUUUCGACUUUGAUCCUGCGAAGCAGCAGCACUACCUGGCCCAGCAGCAACAGCAGAAACCGCUGCAGCACAGCAAGGACAGCGAUUCGAUCAGUUCAUACGACUCGGUGAAAUCCGCCGCCACCCUUUCGGCCAACGAUGUCCAACUGAUGGGCGGCGGCGACAGUGCAAUAAUGUCCCGACUGCGGAAGAGUUUCGAACAGAAGGAGGAAUUCCUGAGGCGACCGGCCCCGGCUCCAAGUUCCGCCGGUGCUCAACCGUCCGUCGCUGCUCCCUUCGAUGUCCAGCAGCGGGAAUUCUACGGUCGGCCCAAUCGGUUACAGAAAUCCGUGUGGCCACCGCCCCCCGUACAGCAGCAGCAACCUCCCCCCUCCAUUACUACCAUGCCUGUGAUAACCUCCAACGAGCACCACCCUCAAGAUUCCUUAUCCAAACCAUCGAAAAUGUCCUCCGGGACACAAACGGCGGUGCCCACGGUCCCGGCCAAGCCGAUUCCAUCCUCCGGAAGCAGUCUGGCGACUGUACGCGAGCAACACUCGUCCCACCUGUCCGCGAUCCGCGAACAAUUCUUCAGCGGCAUCAACGGACUAGCCUUCUCGGAAGCUCCGCCCAAAUCGGCCCCUCCCUCGCUGGCCUUCCAGCGGGAACAACAGCAGCAACACCAGCUGAGCGGAUCCCAAUCCGCCUUGCCCCUGUCGCCGCAAAGUAUGCACGUCGUGUCGGAGAAGGCCAAACUGUUCGAGUCGGGGCGGCCCCUCUCGCCGGACGGCGUCGACCGUGCCGAGCUGUACAAGAGCGAACUCAGCCGGAUCAACACCAAACAGGUGGUGGCCAACGUGGCCGUCCGGCGGAAAGAGUUCGAACUGAAGGCGGAGAGCACCGGCUGGCGAAGGUCGACAGAAGAGAAACCCCGCUCGGUCAGCUCGGAUUCCGACUCCCGUCGGACGCCAAUCCGGGUGCGAUCGCUCUCUGUCGAAUCAACCCACACCAAGGAUCUCUCCGCAGCGGCGACGGCAUUGGCUACGAGCGGAAGUAGCGACGAUCAGCAAGUCCUGGCCAGCAAGGAGCCGACGGCAGCUCCGGGAGUUUGCACUCUGCUCCGACAGCGACCGGUUCGGGAGAACUCCUACCGCAAUGCAGUCCGUAACUCGACAGCAUUUUGGUUACAAGGACCGGCCACAUCGGGAGCAUUCGUACCGCCCCCCUCGGCACUGAUGAUCAGCCCUCCGUCCUCGGCACCUCCCACCCAGUCCCACUCCUCGUUCCCCUUCUCGCCUUCUUCUCUGAACCCCCCAUCCACCCUGGCCCCGGUUCCCCCGGUUCGAACCUACGCAGCGGCGCACCACCGGCUCCACCCCCUCUCCGAGGAACAGUUCAAGCUGCGGAUGCUGCACCGCAAUCAGACCAUCGUCGAAGUGCACAGUCAACCGCCGACGUCCCUUGCGGAGGCGAUCGACGGAGGAGGUUCCAUCGGGGCCAUCAGCAACAGCAGUUCCGACGAGGGCGGAAUGGUGGGGCGGGGUGCCGGCGGCGGUGGUGUCGCCUCUGCCGACAGCGACGUGGACAUGAAGCCGGCGACAUCGACGCAGAUCACCGGUCUGGGUGCUACUGUUCCUUCUACUACUACUGCUAGCAUCAUUGGUGGCAUGAGUGCUCCAGCUCCUUCCACGGCGGCGACUCCGACGGCGGCUGUCCGACCGACCACAUUGAAUUUAUGUUCAGACUCCAGCCAGGUCGUCCUGCGCCAGAAGCAUCACCAUCAUCAGCUGCCGUCGUCAUCGUCCGCCCUGGCCAUCGAGGAGGAUGAGCGCAAAACCCGCCGGAUAUCGUACCUCCGAGCGACGGCCCACGAGAACCUGUUCCAGAUGAUGGAGAGUAGCGACCCGUCGGACAGUAGUCCGAUGUCGUUGCCACCGGAUACGCCCGAUACGGAACCGGAAGCGAACGUUGGGGACAUCCCAUCCCAGCAGGCCCAGCAAUUGCAACAGCAGCAGCAGCAGCAACAGUCGCAGCAAGCGUUGAGCUUGGUUGCUUCGCAACCGCAGCAACUGAAGAGCGCGUAUCGUCCCUGGAGACGUCCGCGACUCACCACCGACAUUCUGCCGCUGCGGAGAUUGUUCGACGAGUCAGCCCCGGUGGUGAACUUGCCGCCGAUCCUCGAGCAGCAGCAGAAGCAGCAUGCUUCGUCCUCGUCGGAACCGACGACUCCGACGACCCCCACGAAUCCGGACCCGGCCGGAACGGGAUCGGUUCUGGACCUGCGCAAGUUGGGCAGCGACGGAGAUGAGGGGAUGUCGCCUACGGCUCCUCCAAGAGCUCACUGGAGUGGUGCGUCGGGGAUUCAGCAGAAGCAGAAACGAUCGUCGUCGCUGACGACGGCCAUGCUGAGUAGUCAGCUGGGCGGGAGCAGCCUGGGGAAUCUGCACGUGAUCACCACCACUUCGGCUUCCGGGGUCGUCACCAGGAGCUACUUCUUCGCUCAGAGCCACAGUGCCAAAUCGAAGGCGUUGGCCCACUUCCGGGACUCGCCGGCGGACCCGUCGGUUCCGGUCCUGCGGGAAGGUGAACUCAACAUCAAGGUGACGCUGAUCGACGGGAAGCGGUCGCAGGAUCGCAGUUGGCGAACGGUCCAUGCCGAGUUGCGUGGCAACCGGCUGCGGUUGACGUUGCUACGCGACACCGGCAAGGCGUCCAGUCAGAGCCCCGAACCGUCCGGAAUAAUCGAUCUCACCAACUUCCACGUGGCCGAAGGGAACUACACCAAGCGGAAGAACGUCUUCAAGCUGACCACUGUUGGGGGCUACCCGAAUCCGCACCUGCAGCAGCAACACCACCACCCGCACCAGCUGCAUCCGUUUGCCAUGAUGGGCGGAGGAGGUCCAACGGCAGCCCAGUCCCAUCAGCAUCUGGCGGUGCACCACACGCAGUCGGCCGGACUCAGUUCGGUGGGGCCAUCGUCCGGGUCGCCGUCGCUGUACAAGGGCUACGAGCGGGAACUGCUGCUGCAGGCCGACUCCCACAACGAUAUGCGCCUGUGGAUGGACUCGCUGCGGACCGUCUGCCGGAGCAGUCAGUACCUGAAUAGUAGUGACUACAUCAACAACCUGGGAGGUCAGCAGGCGGAACCGCAACGGGUGGCCGCCCUAACCAGCGUGCAAUCGACGAGCAAUGACGAAUUUUCUCCGGUCCUCUCGGCGAAGUCCCACCGUAAGUAUGCUCUGGGGUCGCGAUCACCCUCGGGUCAGUCGCCGGUCACCAAGAGCCGGAAGACUCCGCAGCAGAGCUCCGUUGCCGUGUUGACUCCGGCGGCCGUAUCCAGCGGCAAUCAAUCCCACAGCGGGAAGGAGAGUUCCGAUAAGGAAACCGGUUCGCCCAAGUCCAAGACCUGGAAGGGCAUCGUAGCUCGCCAGUUCCGGAAGAUGCAAGGCCAACCCGGAUCGCCGGGUGCCCAAAACGCCGAAAUGCUUCUACCGGACGGAGCCUCCAUCAACGUUCCGCUACAACUCUGUCCACCUUCGGACGAAAAUCCCUACGUACCCCUUCUACUGGCCAAGUGCACCAACAUUGUCGAAUCCAGAGGUCUCGGCGUGAUAGGAAUUUACCGGAUACCGGGCAACACCGCAGCCAUAUCCCAACUGACCGAACAGGUCAACCGCGGUAUGGACGAAGUGACCCUCCGCGAUCCCAAGUGGGACGACGUCAACGUCGUUUCGUCCCUCCUCAAGUCCUUCAUCCGGAACCUCCCGGAACCGUUGCUCCCGAACGAGAUGUACCAUAGCUUUAUCAACGCCGACAAGCUGACCGGCCAGCAAAGACUGAUCGAGCUCCGGCAGCUGCUCCACCGGAUCCCGGCGUACAACUACGAAACGCUGAAGCACCUGAUGCGCCACCUGAACAUCGUGUCCACAAAUGCGCAGGUGAACCUGAUGGAUCCGCGCAACCUGGCCAUCGUGUUCGGGCCUUCGGUGGUGCGGUCCGCCAACGAGUCGCUCGAGACGGCCGUCAAGGACAUGAAACACCAGUGCCAGAUCGUCGAGGUGCUCAUCAAUCAUUAUUCCUACUUCUUCGAAGACGAUCUAUUGCCGAGUGUGGUGGAGAAACCGUCGACGACCACCGUCGAUUGCGGCUUGGACGUGCCGUCAGCGUCGCUUUUGCUGGAUAAUGUUUCUAAAAUUGAACCCUUCAAAGAAUCAUCCAAGGAGAGUAGCUCCCACUUUGUGGCUCAGAUCGUGCAGGCGGCCAAUAGAAAGAUUCGAAGAACGGCACAACGAAAGAGCACCAUGUCCUCGACGACGCCGGACACCCUCUCACUGGACAGUACAACGUCAGCGGAAUCGAAGGAACAGUCAUCCCGAUCGUCGUCCCAGCAGCACCACCACCAUCACCGAUACCUACAUCCGAGCAGUGCCGGACCGGUUCCCGUUGCGGACCACAACCAGUCGCCGCCGGAUCCGGCGGCCAGUCCCGGAGUACACUCUGACGACAGCCAGAAGGAGAACCUGGUCCAUCAGCAGCAGCAGCAAUACUACCACCAUCGUCACCAUCACCAACAACAACAGCAACAGCAGCAGCAGCACCAUUUCUACCACCAUGUACGGGGGGAACCGGGUGGCCUCGGCGGAAAUCGGCACCACAGCACCACCAGCCAGAGCAACGACGACAACUCAUCAGUAUUAAACCGAUCGUCCGAGGACGACUCGAACGAUAGCGCAUUUGCCGAUAAUGGUUCGAUGUCCCUGAACACGAUCACGAUCGCGCUGGACAACAAGCUGCGCUCGUUGCGCAACUCCUCCAUCGACUCCGACCGGGACGUGGUGGACACAACGCUGGAAAGCGACUGCGACAACAGCAGCAGCUGCUACAGUGCCGGCGGUCCCCUGGGGGCCAAUUCGACUCCCACGCGCCGCUCGGUGCACCACUCGCGCCCCCUCACCCUGGGCGAGAACAUUCCAUACGCGGACGAAUCGCCGGAACGGCCGCUGAUCCAGACCCGGUCGAAACCGCUGCGGCAGCAUAACAGCAGUAAUAAUAACGGAAACUUCCCGAAGGCUACGGUGGACAGCUCGAGCAACAGCAAUCUGAUCAACAACAACAGCAGUGGCAACGGCAACGCGGACGAUUCGGUGAAAUCGGCCCAAUCCCAGAAGUCCAUCGACAGCGGCGGGACGACCACGAACUCCAACGACAGCUGCGUCACGCUGGUCAACGAGGACGACGACGAAGACGACAAGGUGAACAACAUCUCGCUGAGCUCGGACGAUACGGACACGUCCACGACGAGUAAUCCGCGGGAGAAGCUGACCUCCACCUACCGGAUCGAUACCGAAGUGCUGAAGAAGAUGAACCGCAUUCUGACCAAUCUGGAGCGGAAGGCCAACAACCUGGAGCGGAAGUUCAACCUGAACCGGUCGCUGUCGCUGAACUACAAAAACCACAAGAAUCUGGAGUGCUGCUGUGGGCAUGCGGUACCGACGGCUGCUACCGGAGCCGUGAUUCCCUGCUGCCACAACAACAACAACAACCUGCACGGCCACCAGAACCAGAACAGCAUCCCGAGCGUGGUCAGCAUGAACAACAGUCUGAAUCUGCGAUCGCGGCUCAUGCUGACCAAGGACGAGAAGACGGACAAAAAUAUCAACCGGCGGCGGCAGAUUCACGACAUCAGCCAGACGGUGCCGGCGUCGGGGACGGAGGCCGGGGCGUGUUGUGGCGCCGGUCCGCAGAUUAUCCUGACGCCGACUACGGCGGCGGUCAAUCCUUCGGCACCGAGUGGCCGAACUCGGCGGCAGAUGGGCAAUAGGUCCAUUCGGAGGAGACACACGGUCGGGGGAACUCACGAUUACUACUCGACGGGGACGGCGGCGGGGAAUAAGCAUAGCGGGGCGGGACACAACGGGUGUCCGCAGCAGCAACAGCUUCAACAAGGUGGGACCAGAGUGAUAGGGGCCUGCGGGACCGGAGCGGUGCCGCAGCAGGGGGUUCGCGGGGGCGACGAGAAGGAGGUGUGAUGGAACUGAGAGGUUUGAUUCCAUUAGAAGGUGAGAAGGGAGGUGAUUUUUUGUGCAAAUUGGGAAAUUUGUUUUGUUGUUUUGAGAAGUUUUCGGUAGGAAGAAUGGAUUCCUACGUGGUUUGAUUUAGGUGGAUUUUUAUAGGUUCCAAUGUGGGACCUAAAGCGUUUUGAGUCUUUUUGUAAGUUGUAUCGAGAAAAUUGUAGUUUCGGCGUUUGUUUUCUUGGCGUUGGUUGUACAAAACAUUCCUUUACUAAUAUUUUGUAAAAUUGCUUAUCUAAAGAGAUAAUUUAUUUUUCUUAUAAAUCUUAUUCCAAUAUGAUUUGGUUUAAACAAUGUUCACAAUUUAUAUUUCUUCCAAUAAACGUUUAGCAGAAAAAAAUGACGAUUUUCGAACUCGCAGUAUUUGGAGAACCGUUCGGUCGACACUCGCUACUGAACGGACCACACAAGUUAGGGAAAUAUCGACUUGCAGAACUAGAAAAUCAUUGCAACUGCGGUUAGGGGACCAUCAAGUAAGCCAUGGAACUAUUACUACAGCUUUAUGAGUCGAGAAAACGAAAUGUUAUGGUUACUAUGAUGGGCAGGCAUUGCAGAAUUCGUUCUCAUUGAUUUUGGGCCACGAUCGAAGCAAGCAAAAAAAUAUCCUAUGUGUUUUGUUGAAUUCAAUCUGUGUACUCAAUGAUUGGGCUUAAUGUACGAGUAGCGUGAGGUGAGCAUUGUCGGUCUCGUAUAGCGAGGUGACAAUUCUCGACCUCACGCCACUUGCAGAAUAAUCCCAAAUGAUAGCUCGUCCCGUAGUAAAACUUGCUGUUUGGAUGAUUGAAAAGUAAUUUCCAUUCUUACUAAACAUAAAAGUCUUCGAACUUGAGCUAAAUAAUUGUUGAAGUCGCAAUUUUGAAGUCUCCAUUAGAGUCCUGAAGGUCCUACCAAUGUGCCGGAUAUGAAGCUGAAAAGAGCUGAAACUACUGUCCUAAUCAUUCUCAUAGGUAACUAUCGAAGUCUCUACAAAAAGAAUCCGAUAGUUUCGGACUUGGAUUUCUUGAAUUUUCAGCGAUAGCAAUAGAAAAACAUUUUAUCGUUCCGACAGAAUUUUCUUCCGGCGUUCUUCAGGAUUUUCUCCAUAAUUUCUAACACUGCAGUAGCAACUCAAAAAUUUCUACUGAAAUAGGAAGUUCUACCAUAGACUCUUUGUUGGAUUCCGAAAUAUUCUACCAAAUUGUCGUGAAAGCUUCAAAAAUUUCAACCGGAAAUCUGAGACCUUGAGAGGGGCUUAUAACAGCUUGAUGCGGUUUAAAAUGGCCUAAAAUAGCUUGUAUUGUUUAAAACUGGUUUGGUUGGAAACGAGUUUGAAAUGGCUUUGAAUAAAGUCGACUUCAAACAGCAGAAAUUA